Messenger RNA from Tachysurus fulvidraco (yellow catfish), 1940 nucleotides. RefSeq names its product dynein regulatory complex subunit 4-like. Gene Ontology annotation, molecular function: small GTPase binding; microtubule binding. NCBI's taxonomy places the organism in Eukaryota, Metazoa, Chordata, Actinopteri, Siluriformes, Bagridae. Bases 154 to 1635 code for a protein of 493 amino acids. The transcript is spliced from 12 exons. Gene Ontology annotation, biological process: flagellated sperm motility. The record is from RefSeq and is a predicted model, not a curated record. Gene Ontology annotation, cellular component: motile cilium; microtubule; Golgi apparatus.
UCGAACGCGAUUCGAUGAUUCAGUAUCGAACGUCACGUCAAAUCAAUUCGGAAAAUUCUAUUGCUAUAAAAAUUGCUUCAGAAAGCGAUAUAAUAAUAAUAUAUAAUAACAUAAUAUAUUUUAAUAUAUUAUAUAAUAUAUAAUAUAAACAUUAUGCCUCCAAAAAAGUCCAAGACCGGAGACAAAACGGCUAAACAGCCGCCAAAAAAGGCCGGCGGAAAGGCUGCGAAAGGAAAGGUCACGACCGAAUUCAGUGGGCUUCCCACAGACACCAUGUCGAUUCCACAGCUAGAAGAACGGAUUAUCCAGCUGCGUGAGGAGCUGGAGAAGGAGCAAAAAGAGCGCAAUUACUUCCAGCUUGAGAGAGAUAAAAUAUACACCUUUUGGGAGAUCACCAAAGAGCAACUGGAGGAGAAGAAAGCUGAACUUAUGACGAAGGAACUUGAAAUCGAAGAAGCUGAACAAUGUCAUCAGGCUGAAACCAAGUUGUUCAAUCAGAAGGUUAAACACUUGCAGUUUGAACAACAAACCCAUAUAGCAAAACUUAAGGCAGAAGAAGUGGUUGCCACCAAACUCCAGGAGAAAGAGCAGAUAGACCUGGAGACUGAGCUGCGGAGAAAAAUGCGCGGACUGACAAUGGAUAUGCAAGAACAGAAGCUCUCCUAUGAGAACUACAUAAAAAAUCUCAACCUGAGCCAUGAUAAUGAAAUCACCAGGUUGAGAAGUAAAUUUGAAAAGAAAGUACAAGAAAUCGAGGCUGGAUAUGAGAGGAAGUUGAAAAAACAACGAGAGGAGCAAGACCUGAGGCGCAAGACUGAGUGCCAUGAAAUCAUUCAAAGGAAAACCAUCCACUCCAACACACUGAUAAAGAACCACGACAAAGCGUUCACUGAUAUGAAGAACUAUUACAAUGAAGUGAAUCGUGUGAGUGUCAACCAUAUCGGCUCACUUCAGGAGCAAGUGGAGGAAAUGAAGAAGACUGAGAAUAGGUUAAAGAGAGAGGUGGCUCAGGUGCGGGAGCAGAAUAAGCGAUUGGUUGAGCCGCUGCAGAAAGCCACGGAGGAAGCAUCGGAGCUAAAGAAGCAGCUUGCAGUCCAUAACGUGGACAAAGCCAAACUAGCCAGAGUGAGAACACGUCUGAAAGCUGUGGAGAAAGAGCUGAAGGACCUGAAAAUGGAGCAUGUAGUGCUGGAGGAGGCGUUCAUUAUGGUGCAGCAAAAGCGCGAUGAUCUAAAUAAGAAGUUCAACAAGGUCACCCUGGAGCUGCAGCAGAAAAACGGCUUUAAGAACCUGCUUCUGGAGAAGAAACUGAACACUCUUAAUGACAUCGUGGAGGCAAAAGAAACACAGCUUAAUGAGAUCAGAUACAUGAGAAAUCUGGUGGAAACUAUGAAAGCUGACAUCGAAAAGGGCUCAUCCUACCUGGAUCAGCCGAAGAUGCUGAAAUAUCACUACAUGACACUCCAGAAACGCUACCCCCUUAACGAAGAAAAUGCGGGGAAAGUGCCGAUCACCAAUAUUCCUGGAGAAGUCACUGAAGAAAUCACAAGAGUCGAUAGGGUUGGUCAAGUUACAGCACCUGGAAAUGGAGACUCUAGCAAGAUCCCGGAUACAGAUCGUGGCCCAUCUUCAUAACCGAGAUCAUAGUGCGUUGUACGUGAUCUACCCUUUGAAGAGAAUUAAAACACCAGAUAAAUGCCGGGGAGGUGUUUGAGGUUGAUGUCAUGCAGAGAGAGAGAUAGAAAAUUAUUAUUUUUUGUAUAAUUAUUAUUUAUAUUAUAUUAUAUGUAAAAGUGUAAUCUAAGUGUAAUCACCAAGUGUAAUCUAGUUUCCCUGAUUUUGAAACCCUCGCUGUCUGCAGGUGUGACAGAAAAAACCCUGAAAAUGCAAUAAAUGAAAAAGGAUGUUGAAAUAUAAACUGUAAAUUCUGUUAGCUAUUA